This is a messenger RNA of Dentiscutata erythropus, 1055 nucleotides long. The record is from the annotation of a GenBank genome assembly. NCBI's taxonomy places the organism in Eukaryota, Fungi, Glomeromycota, Glomeromycetes, Diversisporales, Gigasporaceae.
GGGUUACUCUGAUAUCGGGUGAAAAUGGUCUAUACUAUUAUGAUAAACCAAGUGGGUCCGUCAGCGAUCCAUAUCCAACCGCAUUCGAAGAAGAAUAUGAGGGUGGAAUUACUUUUUUGGCUUUUGGCGAUUGGGGACAAAAAGGACCUGGCACCGGUCAACCCCAAGUUGCCUCUGCUAUGAAAACUUGGGCUGAUGCCAAUCAAACUACUUUUGUUUUAAGUCUCGGAGAUAAUUAUUAUCAAACGAACAACUCCCUUCCAGUCACGGAUCCUAAUGAUCACGAAGGUGUAUUAAAUAUAAUUGAUCCAAAAUGGAAAACAUAUUGGCUGGAUGUAUAUGGUGGUAGAUUGAAUGAAACUAUAUGGUAUACCAUAACAGGAAACCAUGAUUGGUACACUAAUGUCACCGCUGAAGUAUACUAUUUCUGGGAUGUUGACUGGAGAUUUUUCCUUCCAUCACUUUAUUAUGUGAGGAAAGUUAAAUUUGGUGAUGAUAUAUCAGCCGUCUUUAUUCAUAUUGACACAGAUCCAUUCUAUUACAAUUACACUAGCUAUAAUAAUACAAAUAACUUAAAACAAACUCUUAAUGACUUUAAAUUAUAUACGUCUGAACAAAUUAACGAUAGAUUAAAAUGGAUCGAAGAUCAGUUGAUUGAUGCACAGGAUGCUGAUUGGAUUUUCGUUGUCGGUCACCAUCCACUUAUUGGCGAUUGUCGACUUCAAAAUCCUGCCUACUAUUUGAUGUAUUUACUUCCUCCUGUAUUUACAAAGUAUAAAGUAUCGGCUUAUUUCAACGGCCAUGCUCAUGAUCUUUCAUAUUCGGCCGCCAAUGCUACUUCUCCUGUCACUUAUUUCGGCUCUGGUGCUGGUGGUGCUUUACUUGGCACUGGUUGUCCAAAUCCAGAUUGGGCAUCCCCUUAUACUUUUGGCUUCUUAUCUGUUAGCAUUCCAGCUGAUGGAAAAACUCUGUCUUUCGAUUUUGUUAAUGCAAAUACAACAGAAGUUCCUCCAAAAGUCGUCUAUUCUGGCCAAGUUAAAUCUCGUAAAGGAUGA